AUGAUGCAUCCGGCUGGUUCAAAAGCAGGUAAUCACAGUCCCGCUGCGACUUCUUUUCAGACCCAGUGCAUGCUUGUAGUUGGUCUCGGAUGCCGGCAUCUGCACCUGCCGCGUUGGCGGCAAGUCUCACGGCUCACAUCCUGGGGUGAAAUGACGCGUCAGCUAUUGACCUUGCGGGCAGCCCAAUUCCCCGAUGCUCUGGCGCAAGAGUUAUCUGCCACCCAGGCCGCCUAUGUUGGUGAUCCGCUUUUCGGGCUUGAAAGCACUCUCAAAGGUCGUGUGCUGCAGCAGGCCAUUGCGGAGACCUUGUCAAGCUUGGAUUUUUCGACUCCUGUACAAGAGGCAGUGCCCGGCUUGUGCGUAAAUGGCAACACAAGAGCAACACACCAGAGUGAGUUUGACUUCAUGCAUGGCGAACGCAGGGUGGAGUGCAAAGGGACGAGCUUGGCCUGGUCAGCAAAAGGACAUUGGCACGCCACCUGGACGAGAAUCAAAUUGGGCAAGGCCCUUUUCGAUGAUUUGUUGCUCGCUCUUCACUCGCCAGGUCGGGUAGAUGUACUACGACACGACGGAAUGGCAGGUGUCGCAACUCAAGGAGUUCGAACGGAAAUUCAUGGUCAUGCGGUCAGGGUGCAUGGCAGCCGUGGGCUGGAAGACCCGAGCGAGGCUUGCCAAGAGAUUGUUCAAAAGAUGCAGGAGGCCCCCAAUUCUUGCCACCAUAUUGGGAGCUUGCCGACUGACAGUGGAGUUAUUGAGCGAUCUUUGGCGAAGGAGAGGGCAAAAAAGAGAAAUUCCAUGUCGUCUUACUGGUACAAAGGAAUACCACUGUCUGACUACAGCCCAUCUUCACGUGGCCUUCGCUUGGAAAAAGUGGCAUGUGCGAUCGAUCGGAUGCUGCACCCGAGCAGCACCUUCAGUCGGACCUUGCCGACCUUGGAACAGCGACCUGGUGCGCGGUGCGGAUGUGCUGACUGGGCACGAGAUCGCACGCAAGUAAAGUUCAAGUCCUCAAGACUGAGCUGGCACUGCACAAAGAAUGUGUGGAGGGCACACUUUGCUGGUAUCAAGUUUGCUACCCGCAGUUUUGACGAACUCUGGCUUGGCCUGUAUAGCCCCUUGGGUUUUUAUUUGUUUCAGUACUCUGGCACGAUUGGGCGCUCAACGACAGGUGCAUCAACAGAUGUUGCGGGCCAUGACAUUGUGGUAUACGGGCCGAGUCAUGAGGAGAACCCUCUUGCUGCCUGCGAGGUAAUAGUGCGGAAGUUGAAAGCGAGUGGCUGCGAGCUGCUUGCCACCGUUAGCUGGUGA
Messenger RNA from Symbiodinium sp. CCMP2592, 1308 nucleotides. The record is from the annotation of a GenBank genome assembly. NCBI's taxonomy places the organism in Eukaryota, Dinophyceae, Suessiales, Symbiodiniaceae.